AUGACCUUCCUCUUGAUGUUGCUGCUAAUCUUCUUCUACAUUUUUGCUGUGACUGGUGUCUACUUCUUCUCAGACUACACCCGUUCACCUCGUCAGGACCUGGUGUACCAUGUGUUCUUCUCGGACCUCCCGAAUUCCCUGGUAACAGUGUUCAUUCUCUUCACCUUGGAUCAUUGGUAUGCACUGCUUCAGGAUGUCUGGAAGGUGCGUGAAGUCAGUCGCCUCUUCAGCAGCAUCUAUUUCAUCCUUUGGUUGUUGCUUGGCUCCAUUAUCUUUCGGAGUAUCAUAGUAGCCAUGAUGGUUACUAACUUUCAGAGUAUCAGGAAAGAGAUGAAUGAGGAGAUGGCACUUCAGGAGGUUCAGCUGAAAGCUGACAUGUUCAAGCGGCAGAUCAUCCAGAGGAGAAAAAACGUGUCACAGGAGGCACUGAAGUCAAGCCAUAGCAAAAUAGAUGACAGUACAAGAGGAGCUGGUCAACAAAGGGAAAGUUUGGACUUAUCAGAAGUGUCUGAAGUAGAGUCUAAUUAUGGUGCCACUGAAGAGGAUUUAAAAACAUCUGCAUCAAAAACAGAAGAGACCUUGUCAAAAAAGAGAGAGUACCAGUCUUCCUCCUCUGUUUCCUCCACAUCUUCUUCCUAUUCUUCCUCUUCUGAAUCCAGAUUUUCUGAAGCUAUUGGUCAUUUGGACUGGGAGACUCUUGUGCAUGAAAAUCUGCCCGGGCUAUUGGAAAUGGAUCAGGAUGACCGUGUUUGGCCCAGAGACUCACUCUUCCGAUAUUUUGAGUUGCUAGAAAAGCUUCAGUAUAACCUAGAGGAGCGUAAGAAGUUACAAGAGUUUGCAGGUAUGGAGUUAGGGCAGUCAUAG
Molecule: messenger RNA, 864 nt
Organism: Mandrillus leucophaeus (drill)
Lineage: Eukaryota; Metazoa; Chordata; Mammalia; Primates; Cercopithecidae
Product: cation channel sperm-associated protein 2
Exons: 6
Coding region: 1-864 (287 amino acids)
Biological process (GO): fertilization; sperm capacitation; monoatomic ion transport
Cellular component (GO): membrane; CatSper complex
Molecular function (GO): calcium-activated cation channel activity
Source: RefSeq, a predicted model, not a curated record